Molecule: messenger RNA, 825 nt
Organism: Trichogramma pretiosum
Lineage: Eukaryota; Metazoa; Arthropoda; Insecta; Hymenoptera; Trichogrammatidae
Product: 60S ribosomal protein L13-like
Exons: 4
Coding region: 118-771 (217 amino acids)
Biological process (GO): translation
Cellular component (GO): ribosome; cytosolic large ribosomal subunit
Molecular function (GO): RNA binding; structural constituent of ribosome
Source: RefSeq, a predicted model, not a curated record
CAGUGUGAACGUAACGCGCACGGUUACUAUACAGCGUAGAGUCUAACCUACUCGUACUCGCCGACGCCGAAGAAGUCUUUCUUUUCAGAUCGUACCUUCGUAGAUUAACACUCCACGAUGGGCAAAGGAAAUAAUAUGGUGCCCAAUGGGCAUUUCCAUAAGGACUGGCAGCGGUAUGUCCGCACCUGGUUCAACCAGCCCAUGCGAAAAAUCCGCAGAAGGACCAAUCGCAUCAAGAAAGCACGCUCUGUUGCCCCAAGGCCAGUUCAGGCUUUCAGACCAUCAGUACACUGCCCAACCCAGCGUUACCACAAGAAGGUCAGGGAAGGUAGAGGAUUCACCCUCGCUGAACUUAAAGCUAGUGGGCUCAACAAACGCUAUGCCCAGACCAUUGGCAUCGCUGUCGAUCCCCGCAGAAGGAACAAGUCAAUUGAAAGCCUUCAACGAAAUGUCCAAAGGCUAAAGGAAUAUAAGACAAGACUUAUUUUGUUCCCUCUGAAUCCCAAAAAGAUCAAGAAGGGAGAGACUGAACAGUCACAAGCUGUAACUCAAAUUAAGGGCAAAGUGAUGCCAGAGGGUAUUAAGGCUCCAUCCGCCAAAUCAAUGGCCCGAGUCAUCACUGAAGAUGAAAAGAAAUUCAAUGCUUAUGUUGCAUUGAGAGUUGCCAGAGCUGACGCUCGUCUUGUUGGCAUUAGAGCAAAACGUGUCAAGGAUGCAUCUGAAAAUCCAGAUGAUGUUACUAAAGUCAAAGACAAAAAAUCAAAAAAAUAAGUUCAUUGACAUUGUAAUAUAUUUAUCUAAUAAAUUACGUUUUUGAACACCUGA